AUGAAGGAGGAUAGUUCACUCUUCAAAUCUUUCGAGUACGCUGAUUGCUAUAAAAUUCUAUGUAGAAUUUAUGCAAAUGGAGAGAUUGUUCAGAAGAUGUGCUCCAUGUCAACUUUGAUGACCGAAUACGCUUUUCAUGGCAGAGAUUUUUUAGCAAUUCAUCCAGGAACUCAUAGAACGACUCCCUGCAUUUUAGCUCGUGAUAAGGCCAUUUUGAUGAAUCUCAACGCAGUUCGUUGUAUUAUCACAAGCGAAUCAAUGAUUAUAUUCAAUAUCGAUAAUCCCUUCAUUUCGAAGAUUUCUCGAGACAUUGCAGACUAUAUCCGCGUCGGAUCGAAGCGCUUUGGCGGAAGCUUUCCAUUCGAGCUCCAAGCCCUUGAGGGAGCGUUAAUCAUCUACAGUGAUCACCUAUACAACAAGCUGGAUUCAUACCAGCACAUGGCUCACAAACUUCUAUACACAUCUGACGAUUACACGAACUUUGUAUCCAUCGAGAGUCUCAUUAACUUCAGGACGUGUACCAGGAAAUCCACCCAUUAA
This is a messenger RNA of Blastocystis hominis, 540 nucleotides long. RefSeq lists its product as hypothetical. Bases 1 to 540 code for a protein of 179 amino acids. The transcript is spliced from 2 exons. Gene Ontology annotation, biological process: magnesium ion transport. The record is from RefSeq and is a predicted model, not a curated record. Gene Ontology annotation, molecular function: magnesium ion transmembrane transporter activity. Lineage: Eukaryota; Bigyra; Opalinata; Blastocystidae.